AUGCAGCUCCCACCACCUUCAGUGAUGCUUAGUUGGCCCAUGCCUAACUAUGAGAAUCCAGCUCAUGUCCGUGGUCCUGCGCUCGUCAUUUUGACUGCCAUCUUCGCGCCGUUGACCUUCGCCGUGGUCCUCGUCCGCGUGUUCACUCGCCUCCAUCUAUCAAAGAGCUUUGGCUCGGAUGAUAUAUUCAUAGUCGCAGCCUCAAUCCCUGCUAUCGCCUGUGGUGUCAUCACCGUCCUGGGAGCAGAAAAGUUCGGUUGGAACCGCCAUGUCUGGGAUGUGCCGCUCAACGAGCUUGUCCUGAGCCUGAAGCUCACUCUAGCGCUAGAAGCCCUCUUUGCGAUCGGUUCCUCGCUCACCAAGCUCUCCCUUCUCUGUUUUACACGGAAGAUUACUGCUGGCACGAACUCAGUUGUCCUGCGGUGGCUGGUUAUAGUUAACAUGGCCAUUGUUGCACUAGAAAUGAUCAUCUUCUGCAUAGUGGUCGUCUUCAAUUGUCGCCCUAUAUCAGCUUACUGGACUCUGUCAACCAAGCCUCAGAAAUGCAUAAAUGAAACGGCGCAUCUCCUGGCCGGUGGCAUAGUGAACACUCUCACCGAUUUCUGUGUCGUUAUCUUGCCAAUACCGACCGUCAUGGCCCUGAAACUGCCCAACAGACAGCGCCUUGUAUUAGUCCUCCUUUUCGGCGCAGGUUUCGCAGUCUGUAUUGCCGGUAGCGUACGAGUCUACUACGUGUAUAAGAUGAACACCACAUACGAUAAAACCUGGGCUGCCUAUCCGGUCUGGAUCUCCGGCACCAUCGAGAUGUACCUCGGCGUGUUCGCUGCCUCACUGGCAUCUCUCAAGCCCUUCUUCGUGCGCUAUCUUCCCACCAUCCUGGGCACUUUUACCUCCCAGCGAGACGUAGUCUCUUCUGUCUUUGCAAGCUCGCGCGCACGACAAGCCGACUCUCGAUCCACAGGCCAAAGCAAGAACGCAAUUCUCCGCAGCUACCAGACCACUACUACCAUCACCUCUGCUGGCCAGGAUAUAGAAUUUGAAUCCUUAAACGCCAAGAAGGGGGGGGUAGUAGUAUCCCAGGUCAUAACAUACGAGACCAGAAAUGCGUCAGUAGCAAGCAUUCAAUCCUUGGAAGAAUCGCCACAGUCACAGUAG
Microsporum canis CBS 113480 is the source of this 1155-nucleotide messenger RNA. RefSeq lists its product as uncharacterized. The coding region runs from base 1 to 1155 and encodes 384 amino acids. The record is from RefSeq and is a predicted model, not a curated record. The transcript has 3 exons. Lineage: Eukaryota; Fungi; Ascomycota; Eurotiomycetes; Onygenales; Arthrodermataceae.